GCUCGGAGCUCCUGAAACGGCACUGAAGCUCAACUCUUUCACCAAUACACAAAACCACCUGCUUCUGCGGAUCCAAAAACUGCAACCUGGUCUCAUGGGUAAGACGUACCUCUGCACACUUUUUGCAGCGCCACUAAAUACGUUCUAGCAGGUACAUAUUUCUACAGUUUUACGACACGAAAGUCCACUGGGGGCGCUAAAGAGAAGACCUCUGUGUGACACAUCGAUGACGGUCGACUCCACAUACAACACGAUUGAGCGUCAGAGAGAUGCCGGGAAACACACAGAAAUUGUGCCCCGGGUGCAACACCCUGAUAAGUGUUGCAUUCAAGACAUGCCCACUUUGCAAACAACUCCAGCCGUACAAAACAAAAGUUGCAAAAAAGAGAUGCAACUUUCAAAAUAAGAAGGCUGAAUGGAAGAAGUCAAUCGAGAAAAACAACAACAGGACAGUUGUACUUAAUAGCUGCCAUGUAAUGCUUGACAAACUUGCUGCCCUUGAUUUCUUCCCCAUACUACUUUUGGGAAAGAAAUUAAAGGGAAAGUUGGUGGCCGAUGCCAUCCUUGGAGGGGAUUACGUUUUGGAUCCCGAUUUGUUUCAGAGGGUUAAAUUGAUGUAUGAAGCAGUGCUAAAGAUUCAUUGUCAAAGACAGAAGAAGGCCACAAGUAGCACAGAAACUACUGACCCUCCAGAAGCUACUUCCACCAGCCCUCCAGAAGCUACUGCCACCAGCCCUCCAGAAGCUACUGCCAUCAGCCCUCCAGAAGCUACUGCCAUCAGCCCUCCAGAAGCUACUGCCACCAGCCCUCCAGAAGCUACUGCCACCAGCCCUCCAGAAGCUGCUGCCACCUACCCCCCAGAAGCUGCUGCCACCAGCCCCCCAGAAGCUGCUGCCACCAGCCCCCCAGAAGCCGCUGCCACCAACCCCCCAGAAGCCGCUCCCACCAGCCCCCCAGAAGCUGCUGCCCCCAUUCCCCCAGAAGCUGCUGCCACCAGCCCCCCAGAAGCCGCUCCCACCUGCCCCCCAGAAGCUGCUGCCACCAACCCCCCAGAAGCCGCUACCACCAGCCCCCCAGAAGCUGCUGCCCCCAUUCCCCCAGAAGCUGCUGCCACCAGCCCCCCAGAAGCCGCUCCCACCAGCCCCCAAGAAGCUACUGCCACCAGCCCUCCAGAAACCACUGCCACCAGCCCCCCAGAAGCCACCAGCCCUCCAGAAGCCACUGCCACCAGCCCCCAAGAAGCCACCAGCCCUCCAGAAGCCACUGCCACCAGCCCCCAAGAAGCCACCAGCCCUCCAGAAGCCACUGCCACGAGCCCCCCAGAAGCUACCGGUAUUGAUAUCACAGGCUCAUCAGAAGCCACAAGACCCCAGGCCCAGAAGGCCAAAAAUAGACCAAGAAAUGAAGUACACUAUCCAGUCCAACAGAUGGAAGCCAGCAAGAAAAAGAAAAAGUAUGAGUGUCCAGAAUGCUGUAGGAGAGUGAGCCAAAACAACUUUGAUUACUCCAAGGUUUUGAAAAAAAGAGUGAGAGAGGGAACAGAGGAGGUCCUCAUUCGUUGGGUUCCAUGCAAGACCAGAUCUGAAAGUGGUCGGGAUGUGAAUACAUUUCAGAAUGUUAUUGGAAUAUGCAUUUGUGUUGGGGCUUGGUUGGCAGCCAGAGAGAAUUCCCACAAAUCCUGCAAGAAGGUUUAUGAGGAGCAACUGGAGUUGGCUGUCUGCAGGCACGUUGAGCAGAGAACAUCACAAUGCUGCUGGUUCCAUCUUAGGGCAGGAAGUGGAGAAGUAGUUGACUUCUAAAGCUAUAUAGAUCCCCCUUGGGACCUGGAAACCCUGAAUGCUCACCUUCACCUGGAAAUGAGAGCAUGGGCAGAUGGUUUGGGUGACUUGACAAAGGAUAUGCAGUCAACUGUCUUCUCAAUCGGUGGUACCACUCACUCAGUAGUCAACACAAACAGGCUGUAAAUGCAUACAGCAGUAUAGCCGUUAUGGAGGACAUUCAGGACAACUCUCCGGUGCUGAAGAUGUGCACAAAAAAGACUUUCCUUUCUAUUAAACAGCCCUUUUUUUGAGGUGAUUUACUCUAGAUAGGGCUCAUUACAAACCCAACUGUUUGAAAAUAGUGCACUUAGAUUUUUUAUUUUUGAACUAAAUCUACUAAGUGUUGUCACACAUAGCUUACAGAUAAUCAAGGCCAAAGGUCCAGCACAUAUAGAAUGGCAAUUCUAAGCUAUUAUUAAGAUAAACUCAAAAAUUGAAGAAGGAAUUUGCAAAUACUAAUAUUGGACUAUUAUUAUUAAUUUGGUUCAGCUUUUUUGUGACAACAAAGCUGUAGUUUCUCCAGACUGGCGUCACUACAUAGCAAGUUAAUCAUGCUAAUUUCUUAAAUAAUCCUAUUACAAAGCAUAAUUUGUUUUUCACACGCUUAAAUUGUACAGAUUUUAAGGGAAAAUAUUUUGUGUAUUAUUGUGUGUGUGUAUGUAUCUAAGCUAUGAUUGCAAUAGAAUGUGGAAAUGUC
This is a messenger RNA of Triplophysa dalaica, 2517 nucleotides long. Its product is annotated as proteoglycan 4-like. The transcript is spliced from 11 exons. NCBI's taxonomy places the organism in Eukaryota, Metazoa, Chordata, Actinopteri, Cypriniformes, Nemacheilidae. The record is from RefSeq and is a predicted model, not a curated record. Bases 270 to 1799 code for a protein of 509 amino acids.